Molecule: messenger RNA, 999 nt
Organism: Branchiostoma belcheri (Belcher's lancelet)
Lineage: Eukaryota; Metazoa; Chordata; Leptocardii; Amphioxiformes; Branchiostomatidae
Product: olfactory receptor 2G3-like
Exons: 1
Coding region: 1-999 (332 amino acids)
Biological process (GO): G protein-coupled receptor signaling pathway
Cellular component (GO): membrane
Molecular function (GO): G protein-coupled receptor activity
Source: RefSeq, a predicted model, not a curated record
AUGCCUGAUCAACAUCAGAUUUUUGGCACGGAAAACCCCGUAGCGAAGGGUUUCCAGAUCGCUUACCUGGUCAUCAUAGUCGCCUUGUCGGUGGUGUGUGGACUGUUGGUGAUUUAUUUAGUGUGGAAGAAGGAGUAUCUACAGAAGCCUUGCCACUACCUCCGCUGUAACCUAGCUGUAGAUGACAUCCUCUUCACCGGUCUGUGUGUCCCAAUUGUCAUCCACAACAUCAGCCAGGGGUACAACUCCGCAAGCUUCACACUCUGCAGGCUGGAAGGUGCGUUUACCCUCGGUGUUCUGCUCUCCAAGACCUGCACGUACCUCUUCAUGGCCAUGGACGUGUACUACUUCGUCAUCCAUCCUCUGCACUACACAGACCGGGUGACAACCCGACGCGUGGUCUUGGCCAUCAUCGCAGCCAGGAUCUUGACCUUCGCCGUUGCUCUGACGUCCAUGGCCGUGGGUGGAUCCGGCAAUGUCCAAGAUGUCUCCGAUGUCCUCGUCUGCUUGCCUGGAAUGAACUCCAGUCCUAGGAACACCGUGCUGGCCAUACUGAUUGUUGUCGUGCCGAUCGCAGUUCUCGUCGUGUUAGCAGUCGGGCUGCUGUACUACCGAGUGAUGAAGGAGGCAAGAGGGCAGCAGGAUCGGGACGAGAACCGGCAUCUGAAGCUUCGCGAGACGCAGGCCUUCAAAGCGCUGGCGCCGCACUUCACCGUGGUGCUGGUGUUCGUGGGAACGGCCAUCGUGUCCUUUAUCUUCGCGCGUGCGGCCCAGGCGGAGGGUUCCGGCGUCUACCUGUCUGCGGCCCGGAGAGUCGCGCUGCUGCUGCACCUCAGCCUGUCCUACAUCACCGACUCCGUGGUCUACAGUCUGAAGAAGGCAGACUUCAGACGCGCCAUCAGGGAAGUCCUGCCGUUUGCUAACAGCGAAGCACAGCCUCUGGCGCCUCGCCACGACGUCCCGACGGUCGAUAGUGGAUUACCAGAGGUACAGGUGUGA